Messenger RNA from Eublepharis macularius, 1021 nucleotides. RefSeq names its product beta-klotho-like. The coding region runs from base 94 to 960 and encodes 288 amino acids. NCBI's taxonomy places the organism in Eukaryota, Metazoa, Chordata, Lepidosauria, Squamata, Eublepharidae. Gene Ontology annotation, molecular function: hydrolase activity, hydrolyzing O-glycosyl compounds; fibroblast growth factor binding; fibroblast growth factor receptor binding. The record is from RefSeq and is a predicted model, not a curated record. Gene Ontology annotation, biological process: carbohydrate metabolic process; fibroblast growth factor receptor signaling pathway. The transcript has 2 exons.
GGUGCGGCAGAGAGCCCGGGGAGGGGAAUGGAUUUUUAUCCUGUCUCAGUAAGAGAAAUUUGACUUUUAACAUAUGCUCCAGUGGGACACGCAAUGCUUGUGUGGUACCGGAAAGGAUCUCUAGCCUUAGGGGCACUGGUUUUUGUGUGGAUAGUUACUGGAUUUGACAUGAAUGGAAGAUCCGUGUGGAUAAAAGACCCUAAUUUAAGUCCUGUGAAUGAAACUCAGAUGUUUCUGUAUGACACCUUCCCCCCAGAGUUCCUCUGGGGCGUAGGGACUAGUGCUUUCCAAGUGGAGGGCAGCCAGUGGAAGGAUGGAAAGGGACCCUCAAUAUGGGAGUACUUCAUCCAGUCACCUCUCCGAGCUGGUUCCAUGACAGAUGAUGACUCCAGCGACAGCUACACUUUCCUGGAAAAAGAUUUGUCAGCUCUGGAUUUUUUGGGAGUUUCUUCUUACCAGUUUUCAAUUUCAUGGCCAAGGCUCUUUCCCACAGGGGUGGUAACAGCUGUCAAUGAGAAAGGGCUCCAUUACUACAACAGACUCCUCAAUUCUCUCCUUCACAGACGGAUUGAGCCUGUAGUCACCCUUUACCACUGGGAUUUACCUUUGACGCUGCAAGAGGAAUAUGGAGGCUGGAAAAAUGAAUCCCUCGUUGAUAUAUUCAGUGACUUUGCUAUGUUUUGCUUCAAAGCCUUCGGGGAUCGAGUUAAAUACUGGAUUACAGUCCACAAUCCUUACCUAGUUGCUUGGCAAGGGUAUGGCACAGGUAUCCAUGCUCCAGGGGAGAGGCAGGAAGGAGCAGCUGUCUACACUGUAGGACAUAACCUGAUCAAGACAGAUCAGUGCCCGACCCAGAGCGGUGAACAAGGCACAGUGCCAAAAGCCCCGCCCAAUGAGAUGCCUGGGGCAGAAGUGACUCAUUUCACGUGUCAACUUUAUCAAGAGCAAAGAUACCUUUAACUCAGUCUUGACAGUUCCCAGUCUUCAAAAGAGCCCAUCCCCUACUGACGACCACAUUCCA